AUGCUCCGCAGGGUUCGCCGCCAGAGCAAGCCUGUAAAGCCGCCUGGGCAUUAUGCAUCGGCGAGGGAGAUCGAAGCCGCCCUGCACGAGCAGCCGUCAGGGCAGUUGUCCGCGCCGUCCGGCACACCGUCGCCGUCGACGUCCGCGUCCGCCACGCCGUCAUUGUCAUCGUCGCCCCCACCGAAGCGCCGCAAGGGGAACGAAGACGACGCCGCGCAAGACGCGGGCCGGCAGUCCAGGGAGCCCCGUGGCGGCGGCCGUGCCGAAGGCAGCGGCGAAGGCCGUGGCGACGCGGGAUCCCGCUCCGGAGCGGCGGCCUCCCCGACUCGAGCACCGCAAGCCCGCGGCGCGGACAGCCGGUCCCGGAGCGAGAACAAAGCGGAACCCAAGAACACCAAGAAACGCCGCACGGGUACAACGGGCUACAAGAUCAAUAAACUCGGGUACAAGAGUACUCUUAUCCCCCUUGGGCACAUCCCCGGGCCGAAGCAGUCCAAGGGCGCAGGGCCGUCGACGAGCGUCAUGCGCGACGUCAUCAAGGAAAGCCUGCCCGGAGCGGUCAAGUUCCGCAAGGACGGGGUUCUCCGGAAGGUGUUUUUCGAGUAUUUGCACCUGCUCGUGCAGCUGGUCAGCCGACGGGCGAACUGCGCCAAGGUCAUCGUGCAGCACGCCCUGCUCCUGGCCCUGCUUCGCGAGUCGGACAGCAAGGACAGGGCUCUCGACCUCGAGAGAGACGCCGGGGCGAGCAGGAUGUUCUACCAAGCGAUGACGGGCACCGCGAGGGAAAGGAACCGCCCGUCGUUCGCCAACGGGCUCUUGCCGUCCAUCGAUGCGUUGAACGACAAGGGGUUCCCGGCGAAGCUGGAAGGGGGGUUGGAUGCGUGCGCUGCAGAACGCAUCCUGGGGGACUCGCUCGCCUUCCACAGCGCUGCUGACGAGCUGGCGCGAGCCUUCCUGGCAAGCAUUUGUCUCGACAACACCUUCAAGGCCCGCCAGCGCAAGGUCAUCCGCGCCUGGCUGCGGGUGAAGGCGCCCGGUGACCACCGUAAAGUACGCUUGCGGCGUCUCAUCUACAUUGUGGGCAAGAUCAACGGGGACCCGAAGGCGGAGCAGAUGGACGACAUGAAGCCCGGUUCCGUCAACGCGCCGACGCCGGAGAUGAUGCAGCUGAUCGCAGAUCACCGCGAGGCCCUCAGACCGCGCGAGUGGAAGGAGUGGCGCGAGGGACAUCUGCCGAUGCGCGACGACGACGGGCACAUCUUGGGCGAGUACACGUACAAGGCGGAGGCACCGGACGUCGUGAGGGGUGAGAAGUGGCGCGAAGAUCACCCGUGGGAGGUCCUGCGCUAUUACGCGCUCCUGCUGAAGACGUGCGAGGAGGAGGGGCUCGAGCUGCGGCAGUCCUUCACUCUGGCGCCGCGCCCCCACGCGCGGCGCCAGUACGUCGCCAUCACGACCGAGGUGCUGCAUGGACUGCUUCGCGCCUGUCGCGAUGACAAGCGGGUCCGUGCGACGAGCGAGUGGGAGGAGCACUUUGGCCGCACCAACAACGACCCCGGGUCAUUCAGCGUGGCUGGCCGGGAGGCCUUCAAGAAGCGUGCGAACGACUUCUGGUGGCCCAAGGUCUUCGGGAUGAUGAAGAAGCCGGCACGGAAGCGCAGGGACACCACGGUGCCACGCGGCAAGGUGGCCGAGGGGGAGAAGCCGAGCGCGACGACGAAGACGAAGUCACGCUUCAAGGAGCGCGCGCACGGUCCCGGCGACGGCGAGCGCAGGCGCAUGCGCGGGGCCGGUGGGUGGAAGUUCUCCAUGCUGGUGGCGACGGACGGCGCGGGAAUCGACUUCCACUUCGAGAAGAAGUGCGCGACUGGGACGGGGCCGCCGAAGGAGGCGCAGAAGGUCGCUGGCCCGCGGACGCCGCUCCAAGACCAGUGCGUCGUCGGCGUGGACAACGGCAGGAAGAACGUCUCGCAGGCCGUCAUCAAGCGGCCGGACGGCACGUUCAUCCCGCGCCCCCCGCUGACGGCCGCCCGCUACCGCACGGAGAGCGGGCAGAGGCGACGCGCGCUGCGGACGCGCGCCUGGCAGGGGCAAGUGCUCGAUCCGGAGCGCGACGUCUGGGUGCGCCCCAAGGACGACGCGGGUCGCGCGCGGGCGAGGGAGCGCGCCAAGAAGUUCGACGACGUGAUGGAGAGGUUCGUCACGGCGAAGCCGGAGGGCGUGGAGGACGCCGCCGAGCUCUACGGCACCAUCUACGACGAAAUCUGGCGGCUGCGCACGCAGCUCAAGUGGGCGCGGGAACGCUUCAGGGUGCACCGUUUGUCGCAAAAGGCCAUCAGCCGCGACCUUCGCGGUGCGAAGAGGUGUUGCGCGCGCACCGGACGCGGCAACAACGGCGUCAAGCGCCCGCCUCACCUCAUGGUGUGCGGCGACGCGGCGUUCUCCGGGUCCGGACGGGGCUGCCUGCCCGCCCCGGUCUCAACGGUUCGUCGCAAGGCCAAGCUCACCUUCCAUCCGGACUUCAAGGCCGUGAACGAGCACCACACCACCAAGGCCUGCCAUGAGUGCCAUGGGGACACGGAGGAGGUGCACACGUACGUGGAGAAGCAGCAGGACGCGAGUCAAGGCACCUCUGGAGCGCGCAAGUUUCUUCGCCUCGUGCACGACCUCCGAUGGUGCCCCACCUGCAAGAAGUUGGUGCCGAGGGACCGCAACGCCGCCAUGAACAUGGCGGAGCUGGCCGGCGCGCACCGCCCGGCCUAUCUCCAUGAUCCCGGCGCUGACGACGACGCCAGCCAGGGACCGUCCGAGGGCGACGACGGCGGCGGGGGCGACGACGGCGGGGGGGGCGGGGGGGGCGGGGGCGACGACGGCGGGGGGGGCGGGGGCGACAACGGCGGGGGGGGCGGGGGCGACGACGGCGCGAAGAAGAAGAAGACGGUGCCGUUUAAGGCGCCCAAGCCGCGCAAGGCCAAGUCGCGGCGCGGGUGA
Messenger RNA from Pedinophyceae sp. YPF-701, 2991 nucleotides. The record is from the annotation of a GenBank genome assembly. NCBI's taxonomy places the organism in Eukaryota, Viridiplantae, Chlorophyta, Pedinophyceae.